This is a messenger RNA of Daucus carota subsp. sativus, 1137 nucleotides long. RefSeq lists its product as uncharacterized. The transcript has 2 exons. NCBI's taxonomy places the organism in Eukaryota, Viridiplantae, Streptophyta, Magnoliopsida, Apiales, Apiaceae. The record is from RefSeq and is a predicted model, not a curated record. Bases 1 to 1137 code for a protein of 378 amino acids.
AUGAAGAAGGACAUGGCUAGGCAGCAACCUCCUGAACCAAAGGACGAGAACCCUCGACGCUCAGGUAUGAACCAAAUUCAUUUGUUGCCCGCAGGUGAUCCGGACAACCCCAUCCAACCUUUUACAGAAGAAAUCAUGGUUGCAAAGAUCUCAAGGAAGCUUAAGCUUCCAACCAUUAAAGCUUAUGACAGCACGGGUGAUCCCGCUAAUCAUGUACAGACCUUCAUGAAUGCAUUGCUAUUGCAACCAGUCAUGGAGGCCAUCAAGUGCCGGGCUUUUCCUCAAACCUUGAGCGGGAUGGCACAACACUGGUAUAGUUUUCUACCCCCAAAUUCUAUAUCUUGUUUUGCGGACUUGAGCAGGGCUUUUAUAGGUCAGUUUGUUGGGAGCAAGACUCAUGCCAAAAGUUCUACUUCGUUGAUGAAUUUACAUCAAGGUAGGAACGAAUCCCUCCGAGAAUACAUGAAUCAAUUAACCAAAGAAGCCUUAAAGGUCUCGAAUUUAGAUCAGAAGGCGGAGGAAAGUUUGAGAAAAUCCCAGAACAAUCAGGGACCGAAUGUUAAUCCUAAGAAGCGUGGAAGUGAUACUAAGUAUAACGCUGAUAAUAAGUACUCGAAGAGAGAGGAUGGUGAGAAGUCACCUGUUAAGAAGAAACUAGGACCGAGGUUCGCUGAAUACGCAAGGCUUAACGCCCCAAGGAGUCAGAUUUUGAUGGAGAUUGAAAAGGAUGGAAGUGUCCGUUGGCCGAAGCCUAUUAGAACUGAUCCGGAGAAAAGGAACAAAGAUUUGUAUUGCCGAUUUCACAAGGAUACGGGAUAUAAGAUCGAUGACUGUCGGCAACUGAAAGAUGAAAUUGAGUUUUUAAUCCGCAAAGGCAAGUUGUCGAAGUACACGAAGGACGGAGAUAGAAAUCCUCGAGACAAUGAUAACAGUGGAAGGGAUAACGAUGACAGGAGAACUCAACCUCGAGGGCCUGUAAUUAAUGUAAUCUCUAGAGGACCAACCGCUGCCGGUACCUCAAGUAACUCUAGGAAGGCCUAUGCAAGGGAGGUAACGAGUAUAGUAGGAGAACCCCUGAAGAGGGCGAAGACCGAAGUUGCUUUAACAUUUGAUGAUUCCCCCAUGAUGAUCCUCUAG